GUGGAAACAGUCGUGAACACCGUCCAUUAUGGACCACAACUUACGGAUGAACAAUGCCACACAGUGCAAAGUCUAGUUACUGAGUUCGCUGACGUAUUUGCAUUAUCAACCAGAGAGGUGAAACAGGUAGACUUCGUCAAAUUCCGGUUGUCGAUACCGCCAGAUACAGUCUUCCCCAAGAAGGUCCAUCAGCGCCCGUUGACACAACCACAAAGAGAAUACCUGUUCCCAGUUCUGGAUGAGAUGAGAAAGGCAGGAAUUACUCGAUUCAUA
Messenger RNA from Suillus subalutaceus, 273 nucleotides. RefSeq lists its product as uncharacterized. The transcript has a single exon. The record is from RefSeq and is a predicted model, not a curated record. NCBI's taxonomy places the organism in Eukaryota, Fungi, Basidiomycota, Agaricomycetes, Boletales, Suillaceae. The annotation marks the transcript as partial.